Messenger RNA from Anoplophora glabripennis (Asian longhorned beetle), 603 nucleotides. RefSeq lists its product as uncharacterized. The record is from RefSeq and is a predicted model, not a curated record. The coding region runs from base 261 to 530 and encodes 89 amino acids. The transcript has a single exon. NCBI's taxonomy places the organism in Eukaryota, Metazoa, Arthropoda, Insecta, Coleoptera, Cerambycidae.
UUUAAUAUUAAAGCUCUUGAAGAUAUAAAAUACUCCGUAAUCGACCUGACAGUCGACGUUUACUGGAAACUCGGUACAUCAGAAGAACCGACAAUUUCGUCGACCAAUUCUCACCCAGGCCUCAGGCGUCGACGAAUUGCUUGCUCAACGGAGAAAGUCAGCUGUAUUGUCGUUAGUUCCAUAGAAAAUCAUAUAGAUCGGACAUAUUGUUGUCAAUAACCCGCGUUAUAUAAAUCGUCACUCACCGGGUUCCUUACGUAAUGGGUGUUUAUAUCCAAUUAACGGUUGUUCUGACGGUUGCGGUCCUAAGUAGUGCAUAUGACCCCAAUGAUCCAGAACUGAGUUCGGUCCUCCCACCAAAAGGCACCUUCGAGGCGUUCUACCCCAGGGGACAGGAAACGGGAUCUUCGAGAGCUGCCCAUUCUCACGGUACUUUUUACAAACAUCGAAAUCCAGCUCUUGUCGACGCCAAGAACGCUGCCGCCUACGGCUUCCGGUUCGACGGGAAAAGAAGGUUUAAUUAUGAUUAAUAAUCUUAUCAUUGUAUUUUGUUAAGGUAAUUUUAAUUGUACACAUAUGUGAAUAAAUUUACAAUAAAUGGUU